AUGGUGGAUUUAGGUUUUAAUGGUCCUAGAUUCACUUGGACGAAUCGGAGAGAUAUUUUUGAUCUUGUUCAGGAAAGAAUUGACAGGUUUUUCGCCAACCCCAGUUGGUGCACCAAUUUUCCCAAUGCCAAAGUGACUCACCUUACCCACUGUUUAUCUGAUCACUGCAUGGUCCUUUUGGAAUCCAAUCCUAGCAGUGGGGUUCAUCUUCCUAAGCCGUUUAUGUUCCAUAGCUUCUGGCUGUCAGAUUUGUCUUUUCCGUGCAUUGUUUCUGAAGCUUGGGGUCAAGCUUUGCCUUUGCAAACAGCCAUUGACAGAUUUGCUAAGAAAGCCACUGAUUGGAAUAGGUAUCACUUUGGGAAUAUUUUUGGCAAGAAAAAGAGAAUUAUGGCUCGUCUCAACGGUAUUCAAAAAGCCAUGGCUGACUGUCCCUCUCAUUCCUUAAUGGUUCUUGAGAAGAAGCUUCACAGGGAAUUAUAG
Quercus robur (English oak) is the source of this 480-nucleotide messenger RNA. RefSeq lists its product as uncharacterized. The coding region runs from base 1 to 480 and encodes 159 amino acids. The transcript has a single exon. The record is from RefSeq and is a predicted model, not a curated record. Lineage: Eukaryota; Viridiplantae; Streptophyta; Magnoliopsida; Fagales; Fagaceae.